Akanthomyces muscarius is the source of this 915-nucleotide messenger RNA. RefSeq lists its product as uncharacterized. The transcript is spliced from 3 exons. The record is from RefSeq and is a predicted model, not a curated record. Lineage: Eukaryota; Fungi; Ascomycota; Sordariomycetes; Hypocreales; Cordycipitaceae. Bases 1 to 915 code for a protein of 304 amino acids.
AUGUCCGGCACAAAGGCCACAGCUAUGAUGAGCAGUCGCUCUCCUACAAUCAAACGAAUCUUACGCGAGGCAGCCGAGAUCUCCAAUUCGCCAUCGCGGGAUUACGCAGCACACCCACUAGAAACGGACCUAUUCGAAUGGCAUUUCACCCUGCGUGGACCGCCUAACUCUGUAUACAGCGAGGGUCUCUAUCAUGGCCGUAUUGUCCUGCCUCCAACGUAUCCCCUCCGCCCUCCCAUGUUCCGCUUCGCCACGCCAAAUGGGCGAUUUGAGGCCAACCGCGAAAUUUGCCUCAGUAUCAGUGGCCACCACGAAGAGACUUGGCAACCAGCAUGGGGGGUUCGCACAGCAUUAGUAGCUCUACGUAGCUUCAUGGAAACUGAAGCGCGUGGUCAGCUGGGAGGCUUAGAGACUACCGAUGAGGUGCGCCAGCGGCUAGCAAAGGACUCUGGGGCAUGGACUUGCGCCGUUUGCGCAAAAUCCAACGCAGAAAUUAUCAGGGACUGCGAAGAACGUUGCCAGGGCCCUGACAGCAGUUCCUCGGACGUCUCAGUCCCACAGGAGCUCAAUAUGGUCUGGAAAGAUGAGAUGAAGCCCGAGGAACCAAAGGAAGACGAAAAGGCAACUCAAGAUACCUUGGAAGACUCCGAACUCGCUGAAGGAUUUGUUCAAACGUCCCCGCAGGCUUCUGCACCUAUGAGUGAACCAGUUGGUGCCACGCCACCGCAGCCUCGUCAGAUAGCAAGCCUCGAGGCCCCGCAGAACGCAACGCCAGCUCAACAGCGGGUAGUACAACCUACAGCGGCUCAUCACCAGACUACGGACGAGGGAACUCCGCUUUGGAUAGAUAGGGCCAUUGUCGUUCUUGUCGUUCUACUAAUUGCGCUACUUAUCAAAGUAUUGUGUGGAUUAUAA